AUGCCUGCAGCGGCGGUGACAGGGAGCCACUCGGGCAUCGGCCAUGCCUUCGCAGAGAUCCUUGUCAGAGAGGGUUACCAAGUCCACGCCCGGGACAUGACUGUAGGAGAAAGCAUGAAGAGCCGAGGAUGUCAAACCCACGAAUGCGAUGCGAGCAGCGAAGCCUCAAUCCAAACGUUCGCCACGGGGUUCAAGGGAAGGCAAGCGGAUCUCAUUUUGAAAAUUGCCGGUGUGUUGCACCUCGGUAUCUCCAAAAGAAUCCCAGUCCCAGGUUUCAUCGCUGAUGCCGUUCGUCUUCCAGGCAUCAUGGCUCCUCACGAGCAAGAUACUCUGGAACCCACCACGCACAGCGUUCUUCUCCGCACCUUCUCUACCAACACGUUCGCCCCCCUCCUCCUUACCCAAGCACUACUCCCCUCCCUCCUUCUCUCUCCGCAUCCCCGUACCGGUCUCGUGUCCUCCCGCGUCGGCAGCAUUGCCGAUGACAGCUCCGGCGGCUCAUACGCCUACCGUGCCUCCAAAGCGGCCCUCAACAGUGUCGGGAAGAGCAUGGCGAUCGACUUGGAGGAGGAGGGCGUGGUGGUCGUGCUGAUGCACCCGGGAUACGUCAAGAUCGGGUUGGACACCAGCGGGAAGACGCAUCAGAUGAAGGAAGCAGUGGAGCCAGAAGAGGCGGCGGAGAAGCUGUGGAAGGUCUGCAUGGGAAAUGGCAUUGGGGAGACUGGGAGGUUCUGGCAUCGAGAGGGAAUGGGAUUGGAUUGGUAG
This is a messenger RNA of Letharia lupina, 765 nucleotides long. RefSeq lists its product as uncharacterized. NCBI's taxonomy places the organism in Eukaryota, Fungi, Ascomycota, Lecanoromycetes, Lecanorales, Parmeliaceae. The record is from RefSeq and is a predicted model, not a curated record. The transcript has 2 exons. Gene Ontology annotation, molecular function: oxidoreductase activity, acting on the CH-OH group of donors, NAD or NADP as acceptor. Bases 1 to 765 code for a protein of 254 amino acids.